CCUCAAGUCUACACUGAGAUGCUGCACAGUGUGUUGUGGUGUUCAGAACGGUGCAUCUCCCAGAGAGAAGGUCUUCUUGCUGACCUCUCGGUGGUACCCAGAGGCAGUGAUCCUGAUGGACCGAGCAAUAAGGCGUAUGGAGCCAUGGAAGAUCGCUGUCAUUGUUGUGUCGGUGAUAGUAGGCUUAGCCCUCAUCAUUGGCUUGAUUACAUUUCUUUUGUGCCACGAUCAAGACAGAUAUUACAAUGCAUCUUUCUUAAUCACCAAUGUCGACUACAGUCCUCAGUACAAAAGGCAAACUACGGAGGAGUUCAGGAACCUAAGCGAAGAUAUUGAAACCAUGAUAUCUGAAAUAUUCAAGGGGUCCUCUCUAAGUAAAAGAUACAUCAGGUCCCAUGUGGUCAGUCUAAGCCCAGAUCCUGGUGGAGUGCUUGCAUCUGUUGUUCUGGUAUUUAAAUUUCCCUCUGCUGACAGUGAAGCAACGACCUGGGGUCAAGUCAACCGUGUGUUACUCAGAAGACUGCAAGCAACCUCGACAUACCUGAAUGUUGACCAGUCUACUGUUAGACUCACAGAGUUGAACAAAGAAAAGGGAGACAACCUUUUAAACAACUGCUGCGGGAUACGAAGACAGGCAUUCUCCUUCACAGGAGUGGAGAGAAUAACUGGUGGGCAGCGUGCACGGGAGGGAGAAUGGCCAUGGCAGGCCAGUAUUCAGCUCGAUGGGAGCCAUCGCUGUGGUGCAUCAAUCAUCAGUAACACCUGGCUGGUGACUGCAGCCCACUGCUUUAGAGGAGUAAGAGAUCCUCGGAGGUGGACUGCCAGCUUUGGAAUUCUGCUGAGACCUCCAAAACAGAAAAAAUUUGUCCGGAGAAUUAUUGUUCAUGAAAGAUACAGUGACUUUCUCCUUGAUCAUGAACAUGAUGUGGCUGUUGUGGAACUUGCCUCUGCUAUUGAGUUCACAAGUGAUGUGCACAGUGUCUGCCUUCCUGAAGCAUCUCACAUUUUCCCAGACAACACUUCCUGUUUUGUCACUGGCUGGGGAGCUUUGGAGAAUGAUGGCUAUAGUGUUAAUCAGCUUCGACAAGCAGAAGUGAGGAUUAUAAGUACUGAGGUUUGUAAUAGGAGACAAGUGUACGGUGGAGCGAUAACACCUGGAAUGUUGUGUGCUGGAUACUUGGACGGGCAGGUGGAUGCUUGCCAGGGUGACUCUGGUGGGCCACUGGUGCAUGCGAAUUCCAGAGGAAUCUGGUAUCUUGUGGGAAUAGUGAGCUGGGGAGAUGAAUGUGGCAAGCAAAAUAAACCAGGAGUGUACACACGAGUUACUUACUAUCGAAACUGGAUCCACUCCAAAACGGGCAUCUGAAACCUGGAGAUGGUUAAGUUUUGUGGGCUGUGUACAGCUAUUCCUCUGACACAUCCUGCUCUGUGGUCACCCUCUAAGCAACUGCUGGCUUAGCUUGUGGUUAUGUAUAAAGUACCUGUAAGCUUGGAGCAGUCGAGGAUUUGAAACUGCUUUGGCCUACAGCCAGACAGGAAUGGACUUGAUCCAUGUGACAGUUGUUUGUUCAGGAAGUAGUCUGUGAGAGAGACAACUGCCUUUGUCUAUAUGCAAUAUAUUGACCCUUUUUUCUCCGUGGCCACAUGUCUCGGUCCCAGCUUUUAUACCCAAACAAAAUGUUUGAGCCCAAACAAUCAUCUACCAGCAUCCAAGACAAGCUAUAACUGAAACCUGGCCCAUCCAUUUGCUGUGUGCUCACAAGGCCCUACCUAUUGACAAGCUACAAUCCAGCAAGGCUGCUGUACUUCUGAAUUCUUGAGCUUUCUCCUGCAUCAUUCCAGGGAGUGUACUAUAAUGAAGAAUGGAAGAUGGCUUAGAGAAGUUCUGGUUCCUAACAUCAGACUGUUACUUAAGUGAAUAGAGAAUUUUUCCUUGCCUGAAAAAGAAAUUAAUGGAAAACACCAGCUUGCAUCCCCCUUCUUUGAACAAGUGAAAGUAUGCCCGCUCAUCGCUUCAUAUAAACAGCCUCUACCACAGCAUUUGCCAUGGGAGUGAUUGCUGGACUUAAGACCAAAAACCACUUUAUGUUUAUACCAGUCUGUUGUCAUAGCACAGUAUUUGGCUGAAUUAAUUUCCAUUUUUAUCUUUCCAGAGUGUAUUUUUCUGAAUAAAAGUCCUUUGCCUUUUGUGCAGGAUGGAUGAUUGUAACAAUCUUAGUAUGACCAUCAUCAAAAAAAACUUCUUAAACUUCUUAUGCUUGUGAAUGCUGUUCUCAAGUCUUUAUAAUUUUAUAUGUGCAUCUUUAGCUGCAUCCUAUUAAAAAAAAAAAAAAAAAAGUUUUUGCAUUAUAGUGGAAAUUCCCCUCUCCUUCAGAGCAGGGCAGAACUUCUGACAGGCCCAGAAAUCUUAUGUAAAGAUCUCUCUCUCCUCACAGAAAGUAAGGAUUGCCUGUGUUGCAUUGCCAGACUGUAGCGUACUGAUUUGAUCUCAACCACACAAACCUCAUAUUCUCUCUGACUUCAUGUUUUCAGGAGCCCAUGUUUCUGUCAGCCAGGUAGAUAUCCAAUGCUUUCUACAACCCAGCAGAAGAACACGCCUAUUCUUGAUGAGGAUGCUCUCCUUGGUGUGUCUGCAAGGUCUCCAACACCUCAUGUGGAUCCUGAUCCUCACAACAGCAAGUGCUGUGGACUUAAUUGCUGGAUAAUGAGCCACUCAACUGCUCUCUUCUCCCUCUGUGGUCAGAAGAGGAAGAACUCAGCAGAGGAGAUACUGGCCACACUGCCAAGACUCGGAGCUGGUCCAGCAUGGCAAGCAAGCAAGAAUCUUAUGCCAGGCUAGAAAAGGCAAACAGCAGGCUUUCAGCAUGCUCUCAGUUAGAAGGGCUGGGGGGAAUGGGCCCUUAGUGAUCAGUCUUAGGAUCAGUGUUGUUCAAGUUGAGCACCAGUCAGCUGGCGAAGUCAAUGACAGUUCAGGGAUCCCCUCUGGACUGUGCAGCUCGCUGCCAGUGCUGCCAGAGCAGCGAUCCCUCCAGAGCAGUGAUAACAGAAGUAUUUUGAUUACGUGUCCUGUGAUCUGUUUGUCAGUACAGAGAACCAUGCUUUUCUAGAGCCUCACUGGAGGUACUGGAAUAGUUGGAAGCCCAGAGAAGGUCUGCAGUUGUGUAUUCUAUACUUGUGUACACCUGGCACUUAAUUUUUUUUUUCCUCCAGGAACUUUUCUUGUGGAAUGUUGUGAGCUUCAGAAACAAACUUGGUGGUUUAAUUUCUACAUAGGGAAUAAACACGGUCAGACUGGUUCCAUGGGUCUGAGCCUAACAAAUUUCAUUUCAGCCUCUUCAGCUGAAAAUGUCUUUGGUGUAUAUUACUUGUUAGAGGAAGCUUAAAACUGAUAUAUGACAAAUAUAUAUGAAAUUUUUUUCUUGGUUGUAGCAAGUGUCUUACCAGGAUGGUGAAUAUAAUUUUAUACUUUUCUUCAUAAAUAUCAUUACAAAAUACGAUGGAUUUUCAGUUCUCAAAGCACUUUAGGCUUGGGUUUUCAAAGGGCAUAAUGGUUUCCCUAUCCACUGGAUUUCAUUGUAACUUGCACAGUUCAUAUUUUUAGGGUUGCAAAUACCAACUUUCUCACCGAUUCCCCAAAACAGAGAAAUAGAUGUCCAAAAAAUUUAUUUUGAAUCUGUGACCUUUCCAAUUGUGCUUCUAUAUGGUACUAGAUCAGAAAGCCGUAAACAUUUAGCUCUGUAUCAAGGGUUGGAGUAAAUCUCAUUCUCCAAAGUGGCGCACACAGAGCUGAAAAAUUCAACUUGUCAUUUGCUUAAGGAAUUGCCAGUUCUGAGGAUCUCCUUGUAGAGAUACAGUACCUGAUCUACCUUAUUGCUGAGUGUCAGCACAGUGCAGCCAGGAGGAGUGGGGUGAAGAGAACCAGGCAUCUACAUGGUGUAUGUUUUGGAAGCCUUUAUUUUAGACUACUUUGUAGAAUUUCUCCUUAUAGCAUCUGGAAAUUUCUGUUCCAGCUUCUUCUGGAAGCAAUGUAGUUUACAUGCUCUGAGGCCUCUUGGUGAUGCAAAGCAGUACAAAUGGUGACUAUCAAGAGCAUUUAAAAGAACAGACUUCAUCCAAGGGAGUAUUGGUAUGCUUGGAUGUGAUGGGCCUGAAUCCCUUACUUGUGGCAAAACUACACUGAUGUCAUCCUUGUCUUCACUCAAAGCAGAAUGGGAUGUAUCUAAAGAUACAAUCAUGCAUGACACACAGGAAUGUAAUUUAUAUGUAAAUUUAAUAAAAUCUGUUAAAUUUA
This is a messenger RNA of Corvus hawaiiensis (hawaiian crow), 4291 nucleotides long. RefSeq names its product transmembrane serine protease 11E (gene TMPRSS11E). Gene Ontology annotation, biological process: proteolysis. NCBI's taxonomy places the organism in Eukaryota, Metazoa, Chordata, Aves, Passeriformes, Corvidae. Bases 116 to 1366 code for a protein of 416 amino acids. Gene Ontology annotation, cellular component: plasma membrane; extracellular region. Gene Ontology annotation, molecular function: serine-type endopeptidase activity. The transcript has 10 exons. The record is from RefSeq and is a predicted model, not a curated record.